AUUCAUGCUCAACCAGAGAGCCCAAGAACCCUAACCAACUGCGUACUCCGCGUCCAUCUCGUCCAGAUUUAGGUUAGACGAUAUGCAGUUGAUUUAAUAUGACACGAUAUUGCCGUGACUGUUAAUUCGAGGUUUUCGUAAUAUUGUCAAGUGAAUUCCGAAACGAAGGAUGGGUGUCCCGGCAUUUUUUCGUUGGUUAAGCCGCAAGUAUCCCUCCGUGAUCGUCGAGUGCAUCGAGCAGAAGACAGCAACUCCAGAUGGAGUAUCCAUUCCUGUGAAUUCAGCGGAGCCGAAUCCAAACGGGGUAGAAUUUGAUAAUUUAUAUCUUGACAUGAACGGUAUAAUUCACCCCUGUACGCAUCCAGAGGACAAGCCGGCUCCCAAGGAUGAAGAUGAAAUGAUGGAGGCUAUUUUCGAGUGUAUCGACAGAUUGUUUCGUAUCGUCAGACCAAGGAAGUUGCUUUACAUGGCGAUUGACGGAGUCGCGCCCAGAGCUAAGAUGAAUCAACAAAGAUCUCGACGAUUUCGUGCAUCGAAAGAAACAACAGAAAAGAUUAAUGAAAUAGAGAGGAUACGUUCCGAAUUGUCUCUCAAAGGGGCAUCUUUACCGCCGGAAAAACCGAAAGAAGCGCAUUUCGAUAGUAACUGCAUUACGCCGGGCACACCAUUUAUGGCGAGAUUAUCGGCCUGCUUGCAUUACUACAUUCAUGAUCGCUUGAAUAAUGACCCAGGUUGGAGGAAUAUUAAAGUAAUAUUAAGUGAUGCUAAUGUUCCCGGUGAAGGAGAACAUAAAAUAAUGGAUUUUAUACGGCGACAAAGAGCACAACCCGAUCACGAUCCUAAUACGCAACAUGUUUUAUGCGGAGCGGAUGCCGAUUUGAUUAUGUUGGGUCUCGCUACACACGAACCUAAUUUUACUAUUAUUCGCGAGGAAUUUAAGCCAAAUAAGCCAAAGCCUUGCGAUAUAUGUGGUCAAUUGGGGCAUGAAAUGCGUGACUGCAUAGGCGCGGAACCGAGCCAAAAGCCGGAGGAAAACGUAUACGGAUCCGAAUGCCAGUUCAUAUUCGUGCGAUUAAAUGUUCUCAGAGAAUAUUUAGAAAGAGAGUUGUCUAUGCCAAAUCUACCAUUCAAGUAUGAUUUUGAGCGAGCUAUCGAUGAUUGGGUGUUUAUGUGUUUCUUCGUGGGAAACGAUUUUUUACCUCAUCUCCCUUCUCUGGAAAUUAGAGAAGGCGCAAUUGACAGACUUGUUGCUCUAUACAAAAAAGCAGUAUAUAAAACAGGAGGUUUCUUAACAGAUAGCGGCGAUGUUAAUUUAGAUCGCGUACAAUUGAUAAUGUCAGAUCUUGGUGAUGUAGAAGAUGAGAUCUUUAAAAGGAGGCAACAAAAUGAAUUGGCUUUUAAACAACGUGAAAAAGACAAAAAGAAAAGAAACGAAAUUAUCAGUAGUUUUAAACCGACAUGGAUUCCUGCAGGUCAAUUUGCACCCACUGCCCUUGGACAACCAGUAAAACCUAUAGAGAAUGCACGUUAUGAAGCUUAUAAAAUGCGUGUACAGGGUAGAAAUUAUAAUACGAAUGCUGCCGAAAAGACGAACACUAAUCACGCCUUAGAAAGCAUGCUAAAACCUGAGAAUACAGGCAAUAGAGGACAGAAACGUAAAAUUGAUGAAGUUACGCCGAGCAAUGAAUCGGAUGAUGACCAGGCGCACGAUGAGGUGCGACUUUGGGAGGAUGGUUUUAAAGAUCGAUAUUAUGAAUCUAAAUUCGACGUAUCUGCCGACAAUCUCGCAUUUAGAAAUAACGUCGCUUUACAAUACGUGCGAGGUUUAUGUUGGGUCUUGCGAUAUUAUUAUCAAGGUUGUGCGUCGUGGCGUUGGUAUUUCCCGUAUCAUUAUGCGCCAUUUGCAAGCGACUUUAUUAAUAUUGGUGGUCUUUCUACAGAGUUUGAGAAAGACACUGUACCAUUUCGUCCGUUAGAACAAUUGAUGGGUGUAUUUCCUGCUGCUAGCAGAAAACACGUGCCUGAGCCAUGGGCGAAAUUAAUGACGGAUCCAAAAUCUCCAAUCAUUGAUUUUUAUCCAGAAGAUUUUAAAAUCGACUUGAAUGGAAAGAAAUUUGCUUGGCAAGGCGUAGCUUUGCUGCCAUUUGUUGACGAGAAAAGAUUGUUCAAGGCUUUGGCACCGUUUUACGACAGUUUAACAGAGGCAGAAAAAAAGAGAAACAUUCGCGGUGACGACCGACUGUACGUCGGAAUGGAGAAUAAGGGUUACGACUUUAUAAAAGGUCUGUACACGAAUCGCAUAGGGUUCGACAAGGAGGUCGAGAUAAGUAUAAAUGGGAUGCGAGGCACCGUGGUCCUAUCGGAGGAUUGUGUGAGCGACGGAGGCACGUUACCUUCACCCGUGAGAGGUUUACCGGUCAGGAACAACAAAGUGUAUUGUAUCAAGUACAAGGAUCCCAAGUAUGGUGGCAAUUAUGUUUUCCUGGCUCGCAAGCUAAAGGGGGCCAAGGAGCCGCCGCGCGUCCUGAAGCCGCAAGAUUUUGAAGCUAUGAAUCGCAAAAACGGCAGCCAGUGGACGCCGCAAAUCGGUUUCACUCGUUCUACGCAGUCAGCUUCGUUGGGACAGGCAGGACACAGGAUGCUCGAUCAUCACAUGAACCACAACAGACCGGCUUCGUAUGCGAAUAUUCCCCCGCCAGUGAAUUUAUACCAGCAGUUUCAUGGUUAUCGGAGCGAGUACCAAUCGGGAUCGGGAUCGGGAUCGGGAUCCGGAUCGGGAUCCGGAUACGGCGGUUACAACAGCGCCGGUUCGAGUCAUAUGCGUGGACCAUGGGGAUCCGGUUAUACUGGCAUGCGCCAGUCGAAUUACCCGCCUUCGGAGUAUCAGCAUCAUCGUAAUCAUUACGAUAAUCACCGUCAGCAAUCCUUGCGGAACAACAAUUACCAGAACGCACAGCAUGGCUACCACAGUCAACGAGGGAAUUACUCGUCGACUCGAGGAGGAGGUGGAGGAGGCCACCGAGAUGCAUGGCGACGAUCGAUGUAGACGUUCAAGUAAGAGGUCGACUAAUUUUGUCGCACGUCACAUAAUAGUUAUAAGAAUGAAUUCUGCAAAGAAUCACCACGCAUAAUUAUGUCUAAUUAAGAUUUAAGGAUCAUUGUCAAAGUACGCGUUCUAAAAGAGAGUGCGUUAAUUCGUAAGCAGUACAGAGAGAGAGGCAGGUCGGAGUACUCGGUGCAAUAAAAGCGCGAUUAUCGGCGGCAGCGUUCUCGAGCACCGCGUUUUUUGAGUACUACAUUCCGAAUGCUGCAGGACACGGUAUUACGGAACUUUUCGGAAUGGAUUCCGAUUAGGAUUGUUUAUUUUCUGGAUUUCCUUUGUGUUUUCUAGAGAAAAGCGGAAUAAUUCCGAUCGGAAUCCAUUCCGAAAAGUUCAGUAAUACGUGUCCCGAUGUCUUUUCUAACGUGAUGACAUAAUUUUCAGAAAUAUUUUUAUUUCUAAUUUUGUGGAGGACGUGUAAAAAAAUAUCAGUGUUUAAAUAUGCAUGCAAUAUGCCUCGAAAGUCACGAGGUUUUUGAUUAUAAAUUUGAUGGCAAACCUCGAAGAAAAUUUUCUGCGAAGUUUUGUCCUGGCAACCAUCAUCGUUGAUUUUUUAGAUGUCACGACAACGGAAUGACAAUUUUAUUAAAGUACAAUUUACUCGAAUUCACUAGAAAAGGAAAUUUUAGUGUCCACGCAAUAUCUAUGUUUUUUCUAUCAAAUUUUCACUCUAAAACAUUCCAUUAUAUCGGAAAAUUCGUAACUGAGAGAAAACCCGCAAAACCUGGUAUAGCAUACAUAUAUAGGUAUCUGCUACACUUGUCGAAAACGAUCCAUGAUGUAAAAGAUAAUUCAUAUCACGAAUUAAAGCCACGUCACAUGAAAAAAAAACGUGAGCCAAAUUUACGCAACAAACGAUCAGUCUAGUGCUGUCAAGAAUGACGGAUUAAAUUGUAUAAAAAUACAUUCGAUCACGAUAUUUUUAUUAAUUAAGUUAUACUUUGUUUUCUUAUUUACUAUGAUCUUUUUAAAUAAACCUUUAAAAUAAACAGUACAUUGCAUGAUAAUGAUACAUCAGGUAUCGUUUUUGUGUUUAUAGUUGUAGAAGCCUAUCUCGUUUGAAUUUAAUUCAAUCGGACGUUUUUCGUCGCUUAUUUAAUCAGGUUGAACGUUUAUGGUCGCGCGGUUGUAGUUAUAACCGAUAGGAUUAUUCGUAUCUGGCGAUUAGAACGGGUACGUUGACGAACGUAUAAUUUGUGGAUUGUAUAUUAAUGGUUAACGCAGUGAAAUAUUGGCUGAAUUAGGGGUACAAGCGCCGUCGCAUUGAAUUUCGCAUGCGAAACUGCGGCGCGCAGUGGCGCGUGCAAAAUGCAGUGCCGGAAUUUAGCGAUACAUCGAUGUGACACCGAUUAGCCAAACAGGCAUUCGGAAUUUCUCACUCUGUAUUGAAAUACACGAUAUUUCCUUAAUGAA
This is a messenger RNA of Temnothorax curvispinosus, 4513 nucleotides long. It is a transcript of the gene Rat1, whose product is annotated as 5'-3' exoribonuclease 2 homolog. Gene Ontology annotation, biological process: nuclear-transcribed mRNA catabolic process. The transcript has 17 exons. Gene Ontology annotation, molecular function: zinc ion binding; 5'-3' RNA exonuclease activity; RNA binding. Gene Ontology annotation, cellular component: nucleus. The coding region runs from base 170 to 3046 and encodes 958 amino acids. The record is from RefSeq and is a predicted model, not a curated record. NCBI's taxonomy places the organism in Eukaryota, Metazoa, Arthropoda, Insecta, Hymenoptera, Formicidae.